UCCAAUUUCUCACUCCAACAUACAAGUUUCUUCUUUGUUUUAAGUUUUAACCCCUUUCUGGGAACUUCUAAUACUAUACUAGAAACAAGAAAUGGGUCAGGGAAGAGGCAGUGCAAGGCCAACUAUGGUGGUUGGAGUAGCAAUACUCUGCCUGUUGGCUCUCACUCACUCUACUUUUGCUGCUAUUUACACUGUUGGAGCUGGCGGUGGCUGGACUUACAAUGUCCAAAGUUGGCCUAGAGGCAAGUCCUUUAAAGCUGGUGAUAUUCUUGCAUUCAACUAUGCGAGGGGAUCACACAAUGUGGCGGGAGUAAGCAGGAGAGGGUUUAACAGCUGCAUUGCACCAAGAGGGGCAAGAGUUUACCAAAGUGGAAGGGACAGAAUCAGGUUGAGGAGGGGAGUAAACUACUUCAUCUGCACAUUCCCCGGUCAUUGCAAGGGUGGAAUGAGGAUUGCAAUCAAUGCUUCUUAAUUGCAUCCAAAAUUAAUUACUAAGAUACUUCCAAUCGUCAAUUGGCAGCGCAUUAUACUAAGUGCUAAUUAAUGCUUAUGGGAGUUAAUUUAUUAGAUAGAAUAUGUGCGUGUAUCCUUUGUGUUUCAUCAGUUAAUUCAAAGGAAAAUAAAUAAGUUGAAGGGAAGAAGUAGGAGGAUGAGGAGGAAGGUAGUGCUUCUUUUUUUGCCUCCAUAUGAGACCUUCCCAACGGCAGGUGCUCAGCUAUGUUAUCAAGAGUUGACUUUUGUUAUGAAAUUUAAGCCUUCAUAGAAUUAUAGGUGUACUAGACCAUGGGAUGUACUACUUUUAUUAUAUUCUGUGUGAAGUUUUUGUGUAAGCUUCUUUUCCCAUUUUCUACAAGUUCUUAUGAACUUUUGGUCCUUAAGUUGAAUUUUAUAGAUUAAUAUCUGUUCUGUGUUAA
Beta vulgaris subsp. vulgaris (sugar beet) is the source of this 914-nucleotide messenger RNA. Its product is annotated as basic blue protein. The transcript has 2 exons. Bases 92 to 472 code for a protein of 126 amino acids. Gene Ontology annotation, molecular function: electron transfer activity. NCBI's taxonomy places the organism in Eukaryota, Viridiplantae, Streptophyta, Magnoliopsida, Caryophyllales, Amaranthaceae. Gene Ontology annotation, cellular component: plasma membrane. The record is from RefSeq and is a predicted model, not a curated record.